ACUCUCAAAAUUCCACUAUCCCCAUCCCAUCACCAUCUCCCUAUAUAAAUAAUUCACAUCAUACCUCAUCUUCUCCCUCCUCAUCUUCACUAUCCUUUCACUUUCUCUCUCUUACUUCUCCCUCUUUCUCUCUCUACAAAAUCACCACCCUACACACACAUGGGCUUUCCGGCGGGCUAUACGGAGGUCCUCCUCCCCAAGCUCCUCCUCACAACACUCUCGUUCCUCGGCUUCCUCCGCAACCUCAUCCUCUCCUUCCUCCGCCUCAUGGGCCUCUCCUCCCUCGUCGAGCCCGCCAACGACUUCGACCAGCCCGAGCCCGGCCCGGUCCAGCCUAUCUCCUCCGCCGGCGCCCUCAUCCGGGAGAUGCUCCCCGCCGUCACCUACGCCGAGGUCCUCUCCGCCGCCGGGCCCGACGAGCCCGGCCCGUCGGAGAGCUGCGCGGUGUGCCUGUACGAGUUCGAGGAGGAGGACGAGAUCCGACGGAUGAGGAAUUGCCGGCAUAUGUUCCACCGGUGCUGCGUGGACCGUUGGAUCGAUCACGAUCGGAAGACGUGUCCGCUUUGUAGGAUGCCAUUUGUCCCUGAUGAAUUACAAGAAGACUUUAACGAGAAACUCUGGGCUGCUUCUGGCAUUCCUGAUUUUUACUCUGAAUAUUCUCCUAUCACUAAUUUCUUGUAGUUUUGAUAGUUGGUAAGAAAAAGAAAAAAAAUGAGAGUAAAUAGCACUUUCUUUCUUCUAUUGGCUUAUUAAUUUUUGGGCCGAAUUUUUAGAUUAGUUUAUUUUUUCUUAAAUCAUAGGUCUCGGGUUGUGGAUCCGAGACCUAUCGAGCUAAGUUAGUUGAUAUCCGCAUCAGAGACUUGAGCUGAGUUCAGUCCUAUGAGAUAUGUACAUAUUACUGAAUACUUACAAUGGAAAGGAAGAAAAAAAAUGGAAAUAAUUUCAUGUAAUCUUGUAUGAGUUAGUUUUUGUUGUUUUUUACUCCGUACCAUUUAAUUGUGAAAUUUUUAGAGGGUAAUGAUUGUCAAUUUGAGAAAGGUAAUUGGGUGAAAA
Messenger RNA from Chenopodium quinoa (quinoa), 1053 nucleotides. Its product is annotated as E3 ubiquitin-protein ligase RHA1B-like. Gene Ontology annotation, biological process: protein ubiquitination. The record is from RefSeq and is a predicted model, not a curated record. The transcript has a single exon. NCBI's taxonomy places the organism in Eukaryota, Viridiplantae, Streptophyta, Magnoliopsida, Caryophyllales, Amaranthaceae. Gene Ontology annotation, molecular function: ubiquitin protein ligase activity. The coding region runs from base 160 to 681 and encodes 173 amino acids.